Molecule: messenger RNA, 2943 nt
Organism: Lodderomyces beijingensis
Lineage: Eukaryota; Fungi; Ascomycota; Pichiomycetes; Serinales; Debaryomycetaceae
Source: the annotation of a GenBank genome assembly
AUGGCAGAGAAAGAGGCAUCGAAAGUAGCCUCGUCAGGUUACGAAGGAUUGAAAAAAGCCGAGGCAAUCUCCUUCAAUGCCAAGUGGAUCUCGUUUGCUCACACCUUGUUUGCAAGUCUGUCGUUUCUUGCAGCGUUGGCGGUGGGAGUGGCACUCCAUUAUCACAAAAUUGUCGAGAAUGCCUCGUUUGGUUACCCCGACGAAUGGUUCCCCAGUGUUUCUGCAACGAUUGGGGACAGGUACCCCGAAAGAUCGGUUUUCCAAAUCAUUAUUGCGUUGACCGCAGCCCCCAGGUUUGGCAUGCUCGCAUUGGACUUUAUAUCAUUGUACAGGCAGAGCUCGUACAUCCCCUACGUUGCCGCGAGUGCAGGCGUGUUGCGAACUUUUUCAGCAGGUGGAUGGAUGUACGUGACGUCGACGGACGACCAUGACGCGCAUGACGUGUUUAUGAUUUUGUACAUUUUGUUGACUGUGCCAUGGACCAUGUGCAUCACCUUGUUGUCGCCAAAGGGGUCGUUCCAGCGCAGCGCGAGAUUCUACUCGGCGUGGGCGUUUUUCGGUACGAUUGUACCCUUGAUUUACUGGUUCAUCCAGCACAAGGUCCACGUGAGGGCGGGCGCCUACUCGAUAUACGCCUAUUUCGAAUGGGGGUUGAUUGCGUUGGACAUCUUGUUUGACUCGUGGUCCUACUUGGAUUUCCAGAACAUUGACAUUUCGAUCCUGGGCGAAGGAGUCAAAGUGGUAUCGGGGCAAAAAAAAAAGCCCGUUCAAAAACCGGUAGCAAGCUUUGUUGAGAAGGACGAGUUUACAGUUGCCGAGUUUUUGGCAAACGCCGUGAAUUCGUACAUGUUUUGGACAGUUGUCAGUUCAUUGUAUGUUUGCGUUUGGUAUUUUCCGUUAUGGGAAUUGGGACUCACGGGAUACGAAGCUGUCAUUGUUGUAGUAUUUUUAGCCCCAAUUCUAUUACUCCCUUCCAGUUUAAGAAAAUAUCUCGCGGCCAAUUCUCAAUUUGCUCGAUCGUUGACAGUUACACUCGGAAUUGGAUCCUACAAAAUUGUCGACCCGGAAAAGAGGCUCCUUACGAUCACCGCGGGGACUGCAUUUGCAGUCAUGGCAUUUGUCAAUGAAUUUUGGGCUUUAUCAAAUCAACCGAAAAAACUAAACUCGUACAUCGCCACUUUCACCUUGGGAUUGCUCGCUACAUCGGUGUUUAAAUUUUUAAACUACUCCAACAAUCCGGCGUGGCCCAUUAUGCACGCUGAAAAUGGAGGCUACAAUGGCAUUGCAGUUUUUGUCGGGCUUUUAGCAGCUUUGUCAACGCCCAACAUGAGUGAGACAACGACAUUACCACCAAUAACGGCAAGUUCAGGUGGGUCUCUCUUAUUGGGAGCUUUUGGCUUUGGAGGCUACUUUUUCGCAUUGCAAGCGUUUUUAUCCGAUUCAGGCACUUUGGUCCUUUGGACGUGGGAGGGGUUCCCAAUUCAAGGCCCAACACCGAUAACAGGCGCGCUCCCACACUUGGCUGUGUUUAGCUUGGGGAUUUUCGUCUCGACAAAGUACUCGUCAAUAGCAUUGAGCAGUUGGAGCUACAAUUUGAUAGUUGGAACUGCGAGUGCUGUGGCAACUUACAACUUUAAAGGGUGGGCAGGCUUUGCGGCUACAUUGGUGUACGUGUUCUACUUGGCGACAUUGGCUCCUGUGAUUAUGCAGUCGGUGAGUGGGUACAAUCCAAGUAGGACUUUUUUUGUGGGUUUCCUUGUAGAUAUCAUCAUCUCACUUGGAAGUAUUUGGAUUGUCGCUUAUGCAUUUGUCCCCUACGGACCAUUGUUGAGAGAACGGACCGAUUUGAUCUUGGGUGUGUCAACGGUGUUGAUAUUUGUCGGCGUCUUUAAUUACAGGUGGAGACUAUUUGCCAACGCAAUUAACUCGAGACCGAAACUGGAAAAGACGCCAGCUCCUUUGGCCAGUGGCUGCACAAAUUUGUUGAAACAACUUUGCUCAAUCAUCGUUGUACUUUUAGCGCUCACCUUGGCAGGUACAAUCAAGAGGUAUCCAUCUGAUCUAGGCCACCCUUACAAUGAGAAAUCGCAGUCAUUUACCACAGGUAUCUGGUGUGUACACUUUGGUUUAGAUAAUGACAUGUGGUCAUCGGAAACGCGAAUGAGGGAUCUCAUCAAAGACGCCGAGGUUGACAUAAUUGGACUCUUGGAAAGUGAUACCCAGAGACUCAUUGGCGGUAACCGAGACUUUACGCAAAAGAUUGCCGAGGAUCUCGGCAUGUACGUUGACUACGGACCAGGUCCAAACAAGCACACAUGGGGCGCAGCGCUAUUAUCCAAGUUCCCAAUUCUCAAAUCCACGCAUCACUUGAUGCCUUCGCCCGUGGGGGAGCUCGCUCCCGCUAUCCAUGCCACAUUGGAUAUCUACGGUGAAGAAGUUGACAUUGUUGUGUUCCACUCGGGUCAAGAAGAAGAUGUGGAAGACCGGAGGCUACAAAGUUUAGCGUUGGAGGAGAUUAUGAGCAAGUCCAAGAACCCCAUGGUUUUGUUGAGCUACUUGGUGACUGACCCGCUCCAGGGCAACUAUUUCACGUAUACAUCGGAGAAAUCGCGCAUGCAUGAUAUCGAUUCAACGGACUGGGACCGGUGGUGCGAAUACAUUUUAUUUAGAGAUUUGAAAAAAAUCGCGUAUGCGAGAAUCUCGAGAUCGACAAUUACCGAUACCGAGUUGCAAAUCGCCAAGUUCCAACUUGCUACUCCUGAAGAGAGAGCCGAUUUCAAUGCUGAUUUUUACUACGGCAACAAUUUCGUUGACGAGUAUGAAAUUGACGAGGAGUUGAGGUUGCCGCAAAAGUUUAGAGGCGACGGGGUAAGAGGACAUCGGUACCAUGUUUUUGAUGAGCCGCGAUAUUUCGACCAGCGGAGAGAAAGUUUAUUCUUGUAA